AUGGCCGAGCCAACAGCGGACGAGAUAUUGUCCCGGGUCACUCAAGAACUGGGCCCGACCGGAUUCGCUUGCACGUCGCUUACUCCACUCUCUGGCGGUACUGCGAACUUUAUAUUUAGUGGCAAGUUGCAAAAGCCUCUUGAUGACGGGACAGCCGAGAUUGUCAGUCUCGAGCAUGAGUGUCUUCAGGCGGUGCGCGAGUUGGACCCGACCAUAAGUCCGUCGUACAGCGUUCGAACGCCCCGUCUGUUUUAUUUCAACCUAGACUCGAGCACCCAGAUCCAAGAAUAUCUGCCCGACUCUCUUGACCUUAAACAUUAUGCUCUGAAACGGCUGUUGCCAUCCACGCCUGAGCAGCAGCGGCCCAAAGUCCUCGAGCUGGGACGGGGCCUCGGUAGAUGGCUGCACAGCUUCCAUGACUGGUCCAGUCAUCCGGACCAAGAGUCCUUGCGCAAUGCCGUCAAGUUGAAUAAGCAAAUGCAGGGCAUCAAGCUCACUUACAACUACGAUCGUCUACUCUGGCAGCUCCAGAAAUUUCCGUUCCUCAAAGACUCGGAACACGUAUUCAAGGAAGUCAUCGCAAAUGCCAAGCUCGAGCUGGAAGAUGAGAGCAAGCUGAGCGUCAUCCAUGGUGACUUCUGGACAGGGAACAUUUUGCUUCCUGAUCAGAGCCUGGAGUCAGACCACCAAAAGUCCAUUUUUGUGGUCGAUUGGGAGAUGUGUCAAUUGGGUGUACGACCAUUGGAUUUGGGCCAGAUGAUUGCAGAGCUCUAUGAGCUUUUCCUAUACAAGGACGUUGAAGCGGCACUGUGGCUGAUAGAGGGAUUCGCCACUGGCUACGGAUUUGUGGAUGACGAUUUUGCCUUCAGGGUCGCCAUUCACGUUGGUACGCAUCUUGUCGGCUUUGGCACGAGUGUCGCAGGCUGGGGCAACGCGGAAGCCGUAGAAAGGGUUUGCAAGGCAGGCAGAGAUAUCAUCACACAUGGCUGGGGAAAGGAUCGGGCUUGGUUUGAAGGCCACAAUCUAUCGCCUCUCUUCAGACACCCCUGCUACCGCCGAUAUGUGCAGAUGAAAGCUGUCAAGCGGCUCGAGGUGGCGUCCAAAGAACUCCGCGCCGCGCCUACUCAGACCAAAAAGGUCCUGGUCGGCUUGUCCUUUGGAGUAUCGUCAUCCUCACUCAUCAGUAUUCUUGAUGAAAGUGCGAAAAAUCAAUUAAAGAAGAGGCCCACGCCGGCCUAUGACCCAGUAGUGGUGCACGUCGAUACGGACAUGCACGAACAGACUUCACCAUUGCCACCCGAAACCCAGAGGAUACUGGACAAGUUCAGCGAGCGGUAUCCCCGCUUCAAGUUCCGCAGGAUACCGCUCGCCGCCGUGCUGGGUCUUGACACGAUCGAUUGGAGCGCGCUACCCAUCGCACCGAGCAGCGGGGAGGAGGGCGGCAAGGCACCUGAGGAGCGGCUGCACGACUUCUUCACCCGCCUGCCCUCUACAACGUCCAGGGCCGACAUCAUGCGGUUGCUUGUGCGCCACGUUCUCAUAUCCGCGGCGUUGGAAGAGGGCUGUCAUGCCCUGCUCCUGGGUUACAGCACGACCGCCUUGGCAGCGCUCACCCUGAGCGAGACGGCAAAGGGCAGGGGUUUUACGCUCCCAUGGAUGACCACCGACGGGCUCCAACCGAUCCAGACCUUCGCCGCCUCACCACAGAAUGGUACAGGCCCGGGUGCUGCUCCCGAGACAGCUGGGACAGAGGUGGCCAGGCUACCAGUCUACUACCCCCUCCGCGAAGUGUUCCGGAAUGAACUCGUUGCGUACACAGACCUGGUCUCGCCACCACUCACGGACCUUGUCCUGUCUUCAGACGCCACUGGAUCUAGUUCCGCCGUCGUAUCACAUAAGGACGUCAGCAUAGACGAUGUGAUGGCUCGUUACUUUGACGAGGUGGAGGCGAGCUACCCAUCGAUCGUAGCCAACGUGGUGCGGACGACGGCAAAGCUAGAGCGUCUCGGGGAGAAUGGAGACGAUACAUCUUGUGGUCUAUGUGGAAUGGGGCUGGACGAGCAGGGAGAUGAGAGGUGGAAGGGCGAAAUAGGGGACGCAGAUGCAGGGGAGUAUGGGAAGUUGUGCUACGGCUGCCAGCGGGCGAUGCGGAAUUGA
Molecule: messenger RNA, 2157 nt
Organism: Diaporthe amygdali
Lineage: Eukaryota; Fungi; Ascomycota; Sordariomycetes; Diaporthales; Diaporthaceae
Product: phosphotransferase enzyme family protein
Exons: 4
Coding region: 1-2157 (718 amino acids)
Biological process (GO): tRNA wobble position uridine thiolation
Cellular component (GO): cytosol
Molecular function (GO): sulfurtransferase activity; tRNA binding
Source: RefSeq, a predicted model, not a curated record